GAGAGUGAAAAAAUUAGGGCAAAUUUUCCAUCAGCAGAAAUGGCGGACGAAGGAGAAGACGCUACAGGAGCGCAAGAAGAAGAAGAAAUAGGAGAAGGUGAGGACGGAAAAGAAGCCAACGGAGCGCAAGAGGAAGAAGAAAAGGAAGGAAGAGAGGAAGAAGAAGGAGCUCAAGGAAAGCAGGAAGAAGAAGGAAGAGGCGGAGGAAGGCAGGAGGACGAAGAAGAAGAGGAGGAGGAAGAAGCGGGAGAUAUGAUCGACAUCUUCCCUCGCGCGCGCGUGAGGAAGAUCAUGCGGAUCGAUCCCGACAUCAAUAAGAUGACAUCCGAGGCCCUGACGCUCGUCUCCCGCUCGACUGUGCUCUUCCUGCGCCACCUCGCCGAGUCCUCCGCCGCCGUGACCCUUCGCCGGAAGAAGAGGAUCGUGAGGCUCGAACACCUCAGGGAUGCCGUCCGGAAUCACGGACCCACGAGCGACUUCCUCCUUGAUUGCCUCCCCCCGCCGGCCGUCGAGACGGCGACGGAUAGGCUGAAGGAACGCCCCCGUGCGGUUGAGAAGCCGGCUCCCCCCGGCAAUCGGCGGAUCGACGACUUCUUCCGGCGCGGUUAGGGUUUCCCGGUGGGCUCCUGUCUUUGUUCCGGAACUGCCGUCUUUGUUCCGGAACUGCCCUCCUUUUGCUGGUCUCUUGGUGGCUUUAGAUCGCCAAUCCGCCUGCCCUUUUAUAACAUUGUGAAGGCUACUCUAGUCAUUUGGUUUUAGGGGAUGUAUCUAAACACCUGAAAGAACCGACCUCCUCCUUUUAUACAACUAACAAAUAUGAUUCUUUUACGGUUUCGAAUA
Nymphaea colorata (pocket water lily) is the source of this 840-nucleotide messenger RNA. RefSeq lists its product as uncharacterized. Bases 40 to 609 code for a protein of 189 amino acids. The record is from RefSeq and is a predicted model, not a curated record. Gene Ontology annotation, molecular function: protein heterodimerization activity. Gene Ontology annotation, biological process: regulation of DNA-templated transcription. Gene Ontology annotation, cellular component: nucleus. The transcript has a single exon. Lineage: Eukaryota; Viridiplantae; Streptophyta; Magnoliopsida; Nymphaeales; Nymphaeaceae.